This is a messenger RNA of Caenorhabditis auriculariae, 2109 nucleotides long. NCBI's taxonomy places the organism in Eukaryota, Metazoa, Nematoda, Chromadorea, Rhabditida, Rhabditidae. The record is from the annotation of a GenBank genome assembly.
AUGACAAGUCUGAACUUGGUUUCCGGCUGCCCCGAUCAAGCUACAGACGUCAUUUUCUUCGUCAAAGCACCAUAUCACGCAACGCCUGAACAGUGGGCCACUACGAAACAUUUGAUCUCAAAAGUGGCUCAUUCUGUGCAACUCGGCCGUGGUCCACAGGUUUGUAAACGGUUUCUUGUGAAGUUUAACAAGAUUUUUCAUUUUCAAGAAGUUGAAAAAGUUUACUUGCAAACUUUUUUUUUCAAUCAUGAAAACAAAUUUAGAGUUACUUUUUUAUUUAUAAUAUAAUCGAAAUUUUGAGCAAAUCAGAAUCCUUUUCACAAUAAAAAAAAUCAGGACUAGUUGAAAAAACAUUCAAAAUUCUAUUUUCGCUUAUGAACAACUUACUUUAAAGUCAUCAUUUCUCUCUACAAAACGGAGAGCUUCGAAAUUUCGAAAAGUCAAGAAAAUGCGUGUUGAUGAGUUUUUUUUUGUCUCAGAUUUGAAUGUGUGAGCUAGUGCGUGAAAUUAAUGAGCGUUUUUCUCACGCUCGCGUUCUCUCCAUUCUGAACUUUCGCACGGAAUGACCCAUAAAACGCGAUAAGUUGAUUUCGAAGUUUCAUACUGUAAUUGAACAGGACUCGAGGGUUGGCGUGGCCUUGUAUGAUAACACGAACGAAGUGAGGUACGUGGUCCAUCUGGACAUGUUCGGCAGGGCGAGCGAUCUGUCGACGGCUGUCGCUCAGAUGAACCACCUUCCUUGUGGCUCGUGGUGCGACUCGGCUGACUACAAAAGUGACGCGCAGGUUUCAAAGUCUUUUCGAACCCUUUUUAAACUGGGACCCUCAAAAAGAUCGAUUUAAUCGCGCAGUUUCUUCAAUUUUUAAUGCAAACAGCAAAAAAGGGAACAUUUUGUUUGAAUGUUUGAAUUUUGUAAUUUUCCGGAAUCCCUUCAGAGUUUCAAUUGAAACCUCUAACAUUUCAAAGCCUAGCACUGAAGAUUGACUAAAAAAGUAAAACACUACAUCCAUUUUAAAGAGUCUUGAUCACAAAAAUCGAAACCAGAGAAAACAUAAGGAAGGCGAUAAGUUUUUGACUCUCUUCUUGUUAUGAGUUUGAAAUUCUUCAUAGAAGAAAUUCGAAAACACCGAUCUCAAACCUUUUCAACUGAGUUAUAAACUAAUAAUCAAAGGCAAAAAGGUUUCUUCUCAGAUGCAAUUAUGUUUAUAGUGACAUUGUAGCAACUCGAAGCUUUCUUGCCGAAAUUGCGAGCCACUCCAAGCGGAAAAGCGAUCAAAAUCUACAUUCUCGGCUUGGAUCCGUUAGAUGAAAACCAACUUCAGCCAGUUCGAGCAGCAAAUCCCGACAUCGUUAUCCAACAACUUCUUCUACCCCAAUCAAGUGAGAAAAUUAUUUUUCAUAAUAACGCGCGGAACAGAUGUGAUCGCUUACAAUGCACCCUAUCACGACUACUAUCAGAGCUAUUACGACACCUAUCGGAGGUUUUGUGGCCGUUAGGUACAAAGCUAUGUGGUUUUGCAGAUAUGCGGAAAGAAUGCAACAAGUUUAUCCCAACGUCGAAGUGCCAGUCCCUGCAGACACUUACCCGUACCAGGCGUUUGUCCAGAACCAGUAUUAUUCACAAUCUGCGGACCCAUACUCUGGAACCUUCCCCAUGUGAGCCAAAAAACAAGCGACUCGCAAAUGGAACAAGUUCCAGGGAUCCGGCAGGAAGCUCCUGUUAUCAACUGACGGGCUGUAGCCGAUGCUACGAAAACUUCGAAGUUCCAGCUUCUCCCGCUAUUCCUUCUAUUGAUGAAAAGCCGAUCACUCUGCCAUCCAAGGUGAUUUAUGAUAAUAACUCUAGAAUAUUCACUCUUUAUUUACAGAGUGCAAUCAAUGAUGAUUCUGCAAACGCAGUGACCACACCCAAGGCUUUAGUUACAAAAACGGAAGAAUACGAAUAUGAAAUAACAGCCGACCCGCCUGGAAGUGAUGAACAAAAAAAAAUUCAGACAUAAUUUAAAGAUUUCAGUCCAAAUAAAUAAAACCCCGCUCCACGACAAUAAGAGCAGCAAAGAGGAAGAGCGAACUGGAAACGAAAGCUUUGAUAUAACCGAUGAAUAUUGA